Messenger RNA from Zophobas morio, 3772 nucleotides. RefSeq lists its product as uncharacterized. The record is from RefSeq and is a predicted model, not a curated record. The coding region runs from base 3113 to 3727 and encodes 204 amino acids. The transcript is spliced from 8 exons. Lineage: Eukaryota; Metazoa; Arthropoda; Insecta; Coleoptera; Tenebrionidae.
UCUAUAGCAUGGCUAAAAUAUAUAUGGUUUGCUAUUCCGAACGACGAAAUCUCGUCCUGUUGGCGUCGAUACCGCAUGACGUCACGUAACCUUGCAAACACCCGUUUUCUGACAGAUCUGUGAUGCUUGUCAAGUUAAUCUGUCAUGUGAGUUAGGUUAAAAUGUGUUGCCAUUUGUGUUGCAAACAACAAUUUCCUCACUUUUCAUUAUAUUUUAUGAUGCCUUACGAUGAAAAUGUUAAUUAAUCAUGUACAUGUGAAAUUAUUUUAUUUAUUGAGUACGUGCCGAACGGGAAUACGAUACAAUAUAUUCACGUUCACAUGUGAAGUGCGGAAGUUGUUCCUGCUUUAUUUGUAAAAUACGCGUACAGUUUAUUAAAAGAUAAGUUGAAAUAAUUGUGAGUCGUUCAUGAUACUCCUUUCCACACCACCUACGAGGUAGAGUAACGGCGCGUUUUUUUUUUUUGUUUAUAGUGGUAUCCCCAGGAGGCCUAAUCCACUAUGAAAGCUCAACAUAAUACUACAUUACUGUAUGCGAUAAAACAAUUGGGAACUGUACUUGUAUACUGCUCCAAUAAAUUCGACAAGUCAACAGCUCUGGAGCAUAAGUGUAAAUUAAUGAUUUCCAUUGCACCAAAAAUUCAUGAGUUGUAAUGAGAAAUAUUACAUCAUCAACCCAGAAGUUGAAGUGUAUGGAUAACCAUGGCUUUAAAAAAACACUAGAAAACUUUCAAAGAUACUAAUAUAAAUGGGAACAAGAAAUAAAAUUCAAACAAGUGACAUAUCAACAAAUAGUAGUUCAUGACCAAUAGUGAACAUCUCCAUGCAAGUCGUUGAAAAAUGAUUUUUUGUUCAUUUCUCUUAUCCGAAUGAAUGUCCUUGUUCGGACCAAGCACAGCAAGACUUCUUCUGGAAUUUGGAUACUAUUUGAAUAAUGUUUCCAGCAAUUUCGCUGUAUUUAACAAAUCUGAACAAGGCAUCAAUAGUUUCCCGUUUGAAAGAAAUUGAAUCCAGUCACAGUCGUCUUUACUUGUAUCAGUCAAGUUUUCUGUAGGGGUACCAAGACCUGGAUAUUUUAGUCGGAAGCGAUGAGCUACAGACCCAGCCACAUAUUUAUGUGCCGCUAAAGUUAGAUGACUGUCUGGUAAUUGAACUCUUACUUCACUGGAGUCAUCUAAAAUUUCUAACUUGGCUAUAUCACCUUCCUCGUUUUCAUUUGAUGGUGCAUUAUAAAUACACUGCGUAUUUAUAAUCGAUGAAAACAGAGAUUCCGUUAAACAUAUCUCUUCGUCAUCAUCAUCUGCUCGGGUGCAUCAAAGUUAUAAUACACGGGCUGCUUCCAAGAGGAAAAUAGACCCCGACACAUCAUGACCUGUACCGUCUUAUGAGGCCCAAACACUUGUUCCAGUGAUCUAUCAAGACAGAUUUCAUCUUUAAUGAACAUCUCAUCGAAUGACAGGACAGUUAAACGUUCCAUUUCUGAUAAAGUUUUCGCCUUCUCUUUCAUUAAAUAUAACACAGAGUGUAGAAGCCCAGUAUUAAUUAUGAAAGAUGACGCCCAUUUUCUUAGAGUACUCAAUCCUGGUAGGGGCCAGUGGCAUUGUGUUCUUAAAUACCUGUAUGCUUUAGGGCUAACGCUACGCAAUGAAAUGGCCGCAGAGAUAUCAUUAGUUGUCCACUUAACUCUUUUCCCAGUAAUGAGGGCUUUGAUUUGACUUUUUGUGAAAAUCUUAGAUACAGCCUCGCUCACUUUAGCAUCAUAAUUUUUUUGUUUAACCUGUUGUUUUAAUAAAGCAUUCUCAGCUUCAGUUGCUUUAUUUUUUUCUUGCAACUGAAGCAGUUGCCCUUCUACUUUUUUAUAUUUUUCUUCCCAAUUUUCAUCACACUCUACCAGAGGCCUGACAUCAUCCCCAAAUAUGUUUUUUCUACAGUGUUUAAUAAGCGUACUAUUUUUGCUUGGACUCUGUAGCUUUUUUGGGGAUGGUGUUUCCAAAAUAGUGCCUACCUGAGUAGAACCUUUUUUACUGGGUGUAGUGCUUACACUUGUCGGCCUACGUUCUGUUGGAAGGGCAUCAGACUUCAAUCUUCUCCUGUUCUUAGGGCUGUAUUCCAACAGUUUGUGUUGCAUUGACUUCGACAAACUUUCUGCAGCAAAAUGCACAGAGCAUAUACGCGCUGAAAAUAACACUGCUAGAGAUGUUGUCAUCAAGGUAUAUGUAUUGUUGCUACCAGUUUUGGCAUUUACUGUAUCUUGUCUAUUACAGAACGAUACCCAUUCUUGACAAAGGUUUUGAUCCUUCGGGAACCUAAAAAAGUGUACAUUCGCAUCCUCCUUUUUCCUUUGGCUGUUCGAGCAGCCAAACACUGCACAGUGCACCAUUUUUAUUGUUCACUGUUAACCUUAACACCAGGAUAUUACAACACGUUUACGUUUCUAAAUAAAGUCAGUUCUGUUUGUUCACAAUUUGAGUCAUCUGUAUUAGGCACAAUAGUAAAGUUGCACUUUGUAAUCCUUUCCUUGCACGUUGCCGGUUUCUGACUGUUUGAUUCAGAAUUUACUCAUGGUAUGUUAUUUGUGUAUUAAAACAAGGUAUAUGAUUAUUGGGUAAUAAAGAAUUAAAAAUUAAGUGAAUAGUAUUUAUUGCAAACAAGUAAAUAGUGAUAUUACAUGAAUAUACCAUACAUCACAAAAUUUAAAUUUGGCGGUGGACGGCGAUACCGCUUGACGUCACAACGAAAUGCGCAAUAGCAUACCUUAUAUUAUUGUACCAUGAUCUAUAGGAGGUGUUGACGCAUGCAUGUGUUCCCAGUUUGGACGGUGACAGUGCGAAUGCCACAUGUGCGAAGAGUGGAGACAUGAAAAAUGUUUGGAAUUGGUGGAUAUUUACGAAAAAUAUCCGCGAAACAUCCACAAUAUUUUUCCAAAAAGAAAAAACAUGACGCUUGGGUGGAAAUUGCGACAGAAUCGGAUAUGGAGUUGCAAGAGGUGAAAAGCAAAAUGAAUAGCUUGCUGGGUUCCUUCAGAAGCCAGAAAAGCAAAGGAAAAAAAAACAGUAGGUAGUGUAAAAGGACGCCAGGAAGUAUAUGUGUCGAAAUGGUUUGCUUUGCAGAGAAUGAUGUUUUUACUUGACAAAGAUGAAAGUCUGCCCACUGUCGACACUGAAACUCUGGAUGAAGUUGACGACUCGCAGAUUGAAGCCGGUACGUCUCAAGAGGACUAUGGAGAGGACACACCAAGUGAACCAACAGAAAAUGGUCCAGAAGAUGUGCCUGUUCUUUCCACGGAAAAUGUGAAGUCUCCACGUGGAAGACCACCUAAGCCUAAAAAAAUGAAACACGAUAAAGGCGACACGCAGCUGAACGAGGCAUUGCAACUGCUGAAAGAUACUCAUAAUCGGUACACUAUGUCGCAAUCGCAGUUACCAGCAGAUAGGUUUAAUAUUUUUUCUCCACACGUAGCAGCGAAAUUGAGAACAUACACUCCCAGAACACAGGUGUAUGUAGAACAUGCAAUUAAUAAUAUCCUGUUUGAAGCGGACAUAGGAUAUUACGAUACUCCGGCCACCAAUCCUUCGUUAGCUACUGGUACUCGGUCCAGCUCUUCGACUAGCAGUGUCCCACUACUGUCACCCCAAUCGCAAUAUGUGUCUGAUACCUGUAUGCUUAGUCCGCAGUCAUUAAAUCAUAACACCACCAAUACGGUUGCCGAUGGAAAUUUGUAUCACUAAUAUAUAGUUACUUUUACACAAUUUAUAAAUGUUUUAUUAAAGUAA